Molecule: messenger RNA, 465 nt
Organism: Myotis daubentonii (Daubenton's bat)
Lineage: Eukaryota; Metazoa; Chordata; Mammalia; Chiroptera; Vespertilionidae
Product: ubiquitin-conjugating enzyme E2 L3-like
Source: RefSeq, a predicted model, not a curated record
AUGGCGGCCAGCAGGAGGCUGGUGAAGGAGCUGGAAGAAAUCCGCAAACACGGAAUGAAAAACUUCCGUAACAUCCAGGUAGAUGACGCCAAUGUACUGACUUGGCAAGGGCUCAUCGUUCCUGACAACCCUCCCUAUGACAAGGGGGCCUUCAGAAUCGAAAUCAACUUUCCCGCAGAAUACCCAUUCAAGCCGCCGAAGGUCACCUUUAAGACAAAGAUCUACCACCCCAACGUCGAUGACAAGGGCCAGGUCUGCCUGCCAGUGAUCAGCGCCGAAAACUGGAAGCCAGCGACGAAAACCCACCAGGUGAUCCAGGCCCUCAUUGCGCUGGUGAACGAGCCCCAGCCGGAGCACCCGCUUCGCGACGACCUGGCCGAGGAGUACGCCAAGGACCGGAAACAGUUCUGGACGAACGCGGAGGAGUUCACCAAGAAAUACGGGGAGAAGCGGCCUGUGGACUAA